AUGGCCAAGGACGCGUAUGUCGCUCUCAGAGCGCCCCUCCCGCCGCCUUUAGAGUCUCUCGAACAUGCUCGUCCCCAUUUCACCACCCUCCUCACCUCUCCCUCAUCCUCCCAGAAUACUCGACUCUUACUCAAAGCCCUGGACGGGGUCCAAGAGGCCGUGCACGCUUUUCUAAAGCACAAAAAGUCGAGAAAGAAGAAAGAUGGGGAUGGGAGUGGGGAGGCGGAGCAGGUCAAGGUCGAUUGGCUGGAUACGGAAGGGGUACAGCUAUGGAACCUAGCGUCUCAAGUCGGGCGUACGACCCCAGUCAAUCCCACACUCAGCAAGGCAGAUAUCGCCAUCGUCGCCGCUUGCAAACUGACGGGAUACCGGAUUCUGGAGGCUGCUACAGAUACAAAAGGUCCCAUGGCAUUCGUCGUUCGCUUGCUCGGGCUUACAGCAAAGACUAUGAGCGCUCUUCUCGACGCCGGCAAGACAGCUGUAGCCAGCCAGCUAGCCGUCCAAGGUGCCGAAUUCGAACAGACGCUACUCUCAGCAACAGACCCGCAAGAUUCGGGAGAGAUCAAGCAGCAAGUAUCAUCUCUUGUCUGGUUCUAUUGCGCUCGAAUAGAUCUUCUUCUGAAGGAAGGGAAUGACACUUUCGCUUUCGACAUUUUUCUCAAAGCCAUCGCGUUGGACGAGAUGUGGUCAUUGACGCCCCAAGAAGCGACUGCCAAAUGCUGGACAGUCGGCAACACCAUGCUCCAAAACAAGACCAACUUGCCUUUAUCGAUCGAUUGGCUCAAGCAGGGAAUUAUGUUGGUGGAAAAGAUGGUGAAUCGGGGAUUGGUGGUGGAUCGUUUGGAAGAGCUUCAUCUGACAUAUUGUAUAGCUCGAGCGCAAAUGAUGCAAGCGGAAGAAACCCCACAAUCCCUUCAAGCUGCAACAGCAACCCUCAACGAACUCGCCCAGUUGGUCGGUGAAGAAGACCAAAUCACACUUCGCGAGAUGAGGGUGUUGCAGCUUCAUGUGUUGAAACGCAGCAAAGCGCCGGAGAAUGAAGUCAAGCUGGUGCUGGAGGAUCUAAUGAAGAUGCAAGAAUGGACGGAAGAGAAAGUCAUCGAAACGCUCUCCCAGCUCGCUUCUCUCAUGUCCGACUACCCGACACUCCCCUCAACAUCCGCCCAAACAUUCCUCCGCAAAGCCCUCUCCCACCCCGACGGCCACCCCCACGUCCAGCUCAUCAUCUACGAAGGCCUCCUCUUCGCCAAAAGCCUCUCCCCGCCAGCUUUGGGUAUACGCACUGCAGUGGCGAUGCUGGAUAUCGCUAGGAAGCAUGGGGAGUAUAGGAUGGAAGAUAAGGUUAAUGUUGUUGCUUGUCAGACUCUGCUUUGGAAUAUAGCAAACUUUAAUGGAAACAAGGAGAGAAUUACCGAAUCUGCGCACUGGUACCAGCUGGCAGGGCACGAUCUCUUCAGAGAACUCGGUGGAGAGAAUACAUCCAGAUGUCUCCGGAAAGCGGCGCUGUGUCAUAUCAAGACGGCCGAUUGGGGCGCAGCACAUGAUCUUAUAGCACGUUGUCCGACAGACGAAGCUUCGACUCAUUAUCUGACCUUUUUGGCUGCCAUACGACAAGGCGAGGUAGAUCGCCAGCAAGCGGCUAUCGACGCUGUAUCAUCUAUAGUAGAAUGCUCGGACUUUGAAGCUCAACAGCUGGUCCUCAUGACGCACCACUACAGGUCACUCGCCAACGAAAAAGGCGCCCAACCCGUCCUUCUCGCCUCCAUGCGCGCCCUCCUCUCCGUUCUGACCGAUUCCGAGAUGAGCUUUGAAGUGCAGAUCGAGACUAUUACGGUGAUCAGAUGUCUUGUGAGGAUGUCUGUCUUGGAGCUGGCCCAGGCGGAAGACAAAGAGCGCGUUGUCGACUCUAUACUGGAAUACUUGCAAACGGCGGUCGAGUUGCUUACGGAAGAUCCUUCUAUUGGACAGGGGCAGACAAAGGGGAUAGCGUGGCUGUACAAAUGCGCCUUCAACGUGGCCGUACAAGGUCUACACAGUCUCUCUUCCAAGUCUCUCGCGGACCUCUUCGACCGCUCUGCCCAGCUUAUGACGAUCUAUGAAGUGAUAGAGCCUAUGAGUACUGAUCCAGAUUUGCCGUUCGUUCGAGGGUCGGCGAUGUUUGCUUGUUUGUGCGGCAAGAUCUUUCUAUGCAAGGACUUACCGACCGGACCGGACAAAAUCCUGCUGCUGGACCAGCUUCUCGAAUACAUCCCGCAAUGCCGCAACGCCCUGCAAGGCGCCACCAACACCGCUCACCCGCGAUACUCGAGCGUCUCUGAUAUGCUGAGGAUCAUCGAUACGUCAGAAGUUGAGCUUCAGUGCGAGGCGAGAGAAUGGACGGCUAUUCCUGAAAUACUUGAACGGCUUAAGGACGCGUCCAAAGAUAGGGAAGUGGGGACAACCCAUAGGACGUUGGAGAUGAUUGCGAAUGUCUUGGUGAGCACAGUGACCUACCGACUACUCGAAAUCAUCCUAGACAUCUGUCCCACAAGAUACGCUGACGACAUCAAACGCUUCUCUCGCUGGAUGCGGGCCAUCUUGCGCAUCCUCCUUCAUCGCAGUGGAGCAGACGACGAGAGCGCAGCCUUCUCGUAUGUAUCGCGCGCGCUGGAUGUGCUCAAGACGCCACUCGGCAAGACUGCAUACCCACUGGACGAAGCGCAUUGGUUAGUUGCGACUGCAUGGAACCGGGGCUUGGAAUGGUUCAGUUCUUCUCGCGUGCAACAAGCCAAGCAAUGGUGCGAAGCGGCGAUGACUAUGAGCUCUUUUUCGCCAGACCUCAAAGUUGACCGGCAAAAGAUGCACGAGCAUUAUCAGCAUCUUCUCGACAAGAUGUCUAGCUAA
This is a messenger RNA of Cryptococcus wingfieldii CBS 7118, 2883 nucleotides long. RefSeq lists its product as hypothetical. NCBI's taxonomy places the organism in Eukaryota, Fungi, Basidiomycota, Tremellomycetes, Tremellales, Cryptococcaceae. Gene Ontology annotation, biological process: meiotic cell cycle; regulation of synaptonemal complex assembly. The transcript has 31 exons. Bases 1 to 2883 code for a protein of 960 amino acids. The record is from RefSeq and is a predicted model, not a curated record.